This is a messenger RNA of Fonsecaea multimorphosa CBS 102226, 1719 nucleotides long. RefSeq lists its product as uncharacterized. The record is from RefSeq and is a predicted model, not a curated record. Lineage: Eukaryota; Fungi; Ascomycota; Eurotiomycetes; Chaetothyriales; Herpotrichiellaceae. Gene Ontology annotation, cellular component: mitochondrion. The transcript is spliced from 2 exons. Bases 1 to 1719 code for a protein of 572 amino acids. Gene Ontology annotation, biological process: mitochondrial respiratory chain complex I assembly. Gene Ontology annotation, molecular function: protein-arginine omega-N symmetric methyltransferase activity.
AUGCGUCAUGGAGGCUCCCGUCAUAUCCGAUUCGACCGACUGAGGGCUCGUCCAUCCUUGUCUCUCCUCUGCCAACGCUCUUCUAGCCUGCGUCCAGAGUGUUUAUCUCUCCGCAAUAGCGACUGCAAAGCUACCUCACCCGUUCGGUUCUUUAGCAAUGACUCGACAAACACCGAUCAGAGCCCGCCCUCGGUGCCUGCACGGAAGUGGUCGACUCCCCUCGCGAAGACAAUAGCGCAGGCGAUUGAGGUGACGGGACCCAUUUCGAUCGCCUCCUACAUGCGCCAAUGCCUCACAAAUCCUGAUGGAGGGUACUACACUACAAGUCGCCCCCCCGCGGAAGAUGGAGACCAGUUCGGCGUAGCCGGCGACUUCAUCACCUCCCCCGAGAUAUCGCAAGUCUUUGGCGAACUGGUCGGAAUAUGGUUCAUGACGGAAUGGAUGGCACAGGGCCGCCCGACCCAAGGUGUGCAGUUCAUUGAGAUGGGGCCUGGUCGAGGGACACUGAUGAGCGACAUUCUUCGGACUAUUGGACAGUUCAAGACCUUCGCGAGGGCCAUAUCGGCUGUAUGGCUGGUGGAAGCAGGAGAGGGACUGCGGAGGAAACAAAAGGACCUGCUUUGUGGCGCAGAGGCUCAAAUGAGGGAGGUUGCCGAUGAGACGGGCAAGAAUGUCUGGUGGGAAGCUACAAGCACUCAGGGAAUCCCCGUCAGGUGGGUAGAGGACAUCGCACUGCUGCCGGCUCAAAAUCAUGACGAAGGAGAUGCGAUGCCCUUCAUCAUCGCGCAUGAGUUCUUCGAUGCUCUCCCUAUCCACGCCUUCGAGUCCGUCGCCCCCAAGCCCGAAGAGGCACAGCAGGAGGAUGCCAGGACCCAGCUUCUCACUGAAAGUGGCCAACCGGUCGCGAAACCAACCACGGCUAGCAAACUCCCACAAUGGCGAGAACUCCUCGUCGCGCCUACGACGCCGAAACUUACGACGCUUCUCGCCUCCGAAACCGAGGAAUCAUCGAGCCACAAAGAGCCUGAACCGGACUUCCAACUCACCCUGGCCAAGGCGAGCACUCCUUCGUCACUCGUCAUCCCCGAACGACCUCGCUAUCGAACCCUGAAAGCUCAAGUGUCGUCGCGUGUCGAGGUAUCACCAGAAAGUGCCCGAUAUAUCCAAGACUUUGCUCGCCGCAUUGGCGGAAACACAGUGCCUUCCGCCAUUUCGAAGGGGAAGCCUAAGCAGGCCCUGGCAGAAGUGCCGACCAAAAAACCCGCCGGAGCAGCACUAGUGAUCGACUACGGGCCCCUGGACACGGUGCCGGUCAACUCGUUGCGGGCGAUCCGCAAACACAAAAUCAUCUCCCCGUUCGUCUACGCCGGCGACGCGGACAUCAGUGCGGACGUGGACUUUGGAGCUCUCGCAGAUGCAGCCCUGGAAGCUAGUCCGGGCGUGGAAGUCCAUGGGCCGGUCGAGCAGGGGGCUUGGUUGUCGCAGUUGGGGAUCAGGGAGAGGGCAGAAAGGCUCCUGAGGGAAUUGGGCAAGAACGCCGGCGUGGGCGCAGGCGAGGAAGCCGAGAAGAGAAGGCGAGAAACUGAAAUGGGAUGGAGGAGACUCGUCGAAGGCGGACCCAAGGGCAUGGGCAAGGCGUACAAAGUCAUGACGAUCCUGCCGGAGAACGGCGGGAGGAGAAGACCUGUUGGCUUUGGAGGGGAGGUGGUCGCUGGGUGA